Spizellomyces punctatus DAOM BR117 is the source of this 1068-nucleotide messenger RNA. RefSeq lists its product as uncharacterized. The coding region runs from base 146 to 898 and encodes 250 amino acids. The record is from RefSeq and is a predicted model, not a curated record. Lineage: Eukaryota; Fungi; Chytridiomycota; Chytridiomycetes; Spizellomycetales; Spizellomycetaceae. Gene Ontology annotation, molecular function: metal ion binding. The transcript has 6 exons.
AACGACUUGUCUUUUGCCCAUUUGAACUUUGUUGCCCAUCAAGAAACACACAGCACAAGGCAAAGGGAAAGGAGAGCGAUCGGGCAACUUCCACUCGACACAAUAUGGUAAAGAGUGCUGACGCGGCUGCUUCUUGUUGCACCUCAUGGACCCUCAGACGCUCUACAACCGUCUCCACAAGCGCCCUUCGCGCCCGGUGAUGGGCCCGAACCCGCACGCUCAUCUCAUUCCUCCCGUUUCCCCAGCAAGGGCUCUCGCACCGGCCGCUGUUCCCCCAGACAGUGUUAAUUCCUCUGCAGCAGCUGCUACUUCUUCGCCUUCGUCAUCAGCAUCCUCCUCUCGUCCCCCCAAUCUUCAGACAAGGCGCUUGUCUACAGCCCCCUCGGUAGGGAGAAGGCUGCAUCAACCCCUCAAGCCAUCUCAACGAAUUGCAAAAAAGAGGCCUCACAGUUUGAACGAAGCCGAACUGAUUGCCCCAUUUGUCACAGGUCCGCCCACUCGUGCUCACUGGAAGCCUGACUGCGAGGCGCCGGAUUGCGAUCUGUGCCGCCAAAGAUUUGGGUUCCUGUUGAGGCGACAUCACUGCCGUCGGUGUGGAAACGUCUUUUGUUUGUCGUGCUCUACGCACUUUGUACGAUUAGAUCAAAAUGCAAACUUUCAUCCAGCUGGUGUGGUGUCGCGGAUCUGUCGAACGUGUUUCGAAGACUUUCAAACCCGCAUCGUACCCCUGCGUCCCCCGACGCCAGACGGAUCGGAUGAAGAGACGAGAAUUCCUGAGGCAGGGCCUGCGGAUCGCGUGCUCCCCGUUCCAAUCGAAACUGGAACUAAGCCCAUGGAACCCGAUCGAGCCAUGUCGCUCCUGUCUGUCCCAUCGGAUUGGCAAUGGUCCACAUUUUAGUGUUCCCCUUCCGCAGGCGUAGCAAGAUGCGAAUGGGAGAUGCGACGUGUUCAUUUUUUUAUAGUUAUAUUGGAAGCCAUGUCUGCGAUGCAGAUAGACAUGUGUAAUUUUGUAAAUAUUAGCGUGUUGGCAUGACACGAUAUUGACUGACAUGACAAUGGAGAAAUUGC